Molecule: messenger RNA, 861 nt
Organism: Nannizzia gypsea CBS 118893
Lineage: Eukaryota; Fungi; Ascomycota; Eurotiomycetes; Onygenales; Arthrodermataceae
Product: opsin 1
Exons: 5
Coding region: 1-861 (286 amino acids)
Cellular component (GO): endoplasmic reticulum; plasma membrane
Source: RefSeq, a predicted model, not a curated record
AUGGGGGAUAUCGGCGUUCCGCCUAUUAAUCCUACCCCGGCUCCAAAUCCUAUCAUGCAGGAAUCAUCAGGAGUUGGGCGGCGAUGCUUAUGGGUUGUCGCUAUAGGGAUGCUGCUUUCAUCCCUAGUUUUCUAUGUUCUGGCUGGCAGAGUCCCUGCACAAAAACGCCUUUUCCACAGCCUGGUAUCACUUAUCACUACUAUCUCGUUCCUAUCCUAUUUCGCGAUGGCUAUGGGAUACGGCGUAUCGUACAAAGAAUAUACCUAUCACAAACACUACAAGCAUUCCCCGGAUAUCUUUCAGGAUGUCCGCCGUGAAGUGUACUGGAUUCGAUACGUCAAUUGGAUGUUGACCGUGCCGAUGAUUCUCACCUGUCUCUCGUUUUUGUCUGGGGUCAAUGGAGCAAGCCUGCUCGUAUCAAUCUCGGCAUCUCUUGUUAUGUUUGUAGCCGCUCUCAGCAGCUCAUUCAUGGACAAACACUACCAGUGGGCAUGGUUUAUAAUCUCCUGUUUAGGAUACCUCACAAUUGUGUACCAAACUGGUUACCAAGGUCGGAAAGCCUCGCUUGCAAAAGACCAAAAAGUUCGCACUUUCUACACUUCCAUUGCAAUCUUCGCGUUGGGAGUGCUGCUCGUCUAUCCGAUCAUCUGGGGUAUCUCCAAUAACGCUCGAAAAAUGAGCAUUGACGCAGAGAUAAUUGUUUUUGCCGUCCUUGACAUCCUGCUACAGGCUGUCUUUGGCUAUUGGCUCAUAGCCUCCUAUAACACAAUAAGGUCCAUCUCGGUCACCUUAGACGGUUUCUGGGCCAAUGGUGUUAACGGCGAAGGCAAUAUCCGGGUAGGAGAAAACGAGAACGUAUAA